AUGCCUCCUUCCUCCACACCGCCCGGCGGCGGAAAGCCGGCCUCCAGCUUUGGCUCUGUGGACUGGCUCUCCCAGAGCAGCCACGUGGGGUGCUUGCACACCUCCAGACCCGCUGACAUCUCCUGGGGGAGCCUCUCUGUCUCAGCCAGGGUGUCCAGCAGUUGGGAGGCCCCUCAGACCGUGGGCGUGGAGGAGCUGAAGUCCUCAGAAGCGUCUGUGCCAGGGACAUCCACAGCUGGGAUGAGCAAGGAGGCAGGCAGCGCGCGGCCUCCACGCGUGCGCACGGCCUUCACGGCGGAGCAGGUCAGCACCUUGGAGAGCUCCUUCCGGCACCGCCGCUACCUGGGCCCCCUGGAGCGCCGGAGGCUGGCGCAAAAGAUGCGGCUGUCCGAGGUGCAGAUAAAAACAUGGUUUCAGAACCGCCGAAUGAAACACAAACGCCAACUGCAGGACUCGCAGCCGAGCGCCCGCCUCCCUGGAGCUCUCUACGCGCCCCUGGCUUUCUGCCCACCACCUUCUGCUCCGGACAGCGGCCUGCAGCUGCUGUACCCUUGGGCAUCCCUGCCUCAGCCCUUGGUGCUGGCACAGCCCCCUGGCUCCUUCUGGGGCCCCUGCCAAGUGGAGCACGCCUCCGUGGCCUCAGCGUGGGCCCCAAGCGGCAGGCAGCCUCUGCUGUGCUGCCUGCCAGACCCGGGGAGCCAGGUGCACGCGCUGGGCCUGGCCUUGUCCACGGGGUCCUGGAGCCUGUGUUUCCUGCCGGAGACUGGGGAUGCCUUUUGA
Molecule: messenger RNA, 780 nt
Organism: Hipposideros armiger (great roundleaf bat)
Lineage: Eukaryota; Metazoa; Chordata; Mammalia; Chiroptera; Hipposideridae
Gene: VENTX
Product: VENT homeobox
Exons: 3
Coding region: 1-780 (259 amino acids)
Biological process (GO): regulation of DNA-templated transcription
Molecular function (GO): DNA-binding transcription factor activity, RNA polymerase II-specific; DNA binding
Source: RefSeq, a predicted model, not a curated record